Molecule: messenger RNA, 1701 nt
Organism: Prunus armeniaca (apricot)
Lineage: Eukaryota; Viridiplantae; Streptophyta; Magnoliopsida; Rosales; Rosaceae
Source: the annotation of a GenBank genome assembly
AUGGAGGUUUAUCUAUUGAAGCAUCGUGGUCCUGAUUGGAGUGGUCUUUACCAGCAUGGAGAUUGUUUCUUGGCUCAUCAGAGGCUGGCAAUCAUUGACCCUGCUUCUGGGGAUCAACCUCUGUACAAUGAAGACAAGUCAAUUGUUGUCACGGUGAAUGGAGAGAUUUACAACCAUGAAGAGUUGAGGAAGCGUCUGCCGAAUCACAAGUUCAGAACUGGCAGUGAUUGUGAUGUCAUUGCUCAUCUGUAUGAAGAGUAUGGGGAGAAUUUUGUGGAUAUGCUGGAUGGAAUGUUUUCUUUUGUGCUACUGGAUACCCGCGACAACAGCUUCAUCGUUGCUCGCGAUGCGAUCGGGAUCACUUCCCUCUACAUCGGCUGGAGUCUUGAUGGCUCAGUUUGGAUAGCAUCAGAACUGAAAGGAUUGAACGAUGAUUGUGAACACUUUGAGAGCUUCCCGCCCGGUCAUCUGUACUCAAGCAAAGAAGGUGCACUCAAGAGAUGGUACAAUCCUACUUGGUUCUCAGAGGCCAUUCCGUCUGCGCCAUAUGAUCCGCUUGCUCUCAGAAGUGCCUUCGAAACUGCUGUGAUCAAAAGGCUAAUGACUGAUGUACCUUUUGGAGUUCUUCUCUCUGGAGGCCUAGAUUCAUCUUUGGUCGCCUCUAUCACGGCUCGCCACUUGGCGGGCACGAAGGCGGCCAAGCAAUGGGGAGCACAGCUCCAUUCGUUCUGUGUUGGACUAGAGGGUUCGCCUGAUUUGAAGGCUGCAAAAGAAGUUGCAGACUAUUUGGGAACCGUUCACCACGAGUUUCAUUUCACUGUUCAGGACGGUAUUGAUGCAAUAGAGGAUGUUAUUUACCACAUUGAAACUUAUGAUGUUACGACUAUUCGAGCUAGCACCCCUAUGUUUCUUAUGUCCCGUAAGAUUAAGUCUUUGGGGGUUAAGAUGGUGAUUUCUGGUGAGGGAUCCGAUGAGAUUUUUGGUGGAUACUUGUACUUCCACAAGGCACCCAACAAGGAAGAGUUUCACCGCGAAACUUGCAGAAAGAUUAAGGCACUGCACCAGUAUGAUUGCCUCAGGGCAAACAAAUCAACAUCUGCUUGGGGAUUAGAAGCUCGUGUCCCUUUCCUGGACAAAGACUUCAUCAACGUUGCAAUGGCUAUUGAUCCUGAGUUUAAACUGAUCAAAAAGGACCAAGGAAGAAUUGAGAAAUGGGUCCUCCGGAAGGCCUUCGAUGAUGAGGAGCAUCCUUAUCUGCCAAAGCACAUUCUGUACAGGCAGAAAGAACAGUUCAGUGAUGGUGUCGGCUAUAGUUGGAUUGAUGGCCUGAAAUCCCAUGCUGCUCUCCAUGUGACUGAUAAGAUGAUGCUGAAUGCUGCACGAAUCUUCCCGCACAACACUCCCACUACAAAGGAAGCCUACUACUACCGAAUGAUUUUCGAGAGGUUCUUCCCACAGAACUCAGCCCGGAACACAGUACCUGGGGGACCAAGUGUGGCCUGCAGCACAGCCACAGCUGUGGCUUGGGAUGCUGAAUGGUCCAAAAAUCUUGACCCAUCUGGUAGGGCUAUAUUUGAAGUGCAUCAACAAGCUUAUGACAAGCAGGCUGCACCUGUGACUAGCAGCAUUGUGCCUCCGGAGAUCAUCGACAAUGUACCUCAGAUGAAAGUGAGCACUCCCGGGGUCGCGAUUCUCAGCUAA